Molecule: messenger RNA, 1686 nt
Organism: Sabethes cyaneus
Lineage: Eukaryota; Metazoa; Arthropoda; Insecta; Diptera; Culicidae
Product: mitochondrial ornithine transporter 1
Exons: 2
Coding region: 646-1563 (305 amino acids)
Biological process (GO): mitochondrial L-ornithine transmembrane transport
Molecular function (GO): L-ornithine transmembrane transporter activity
Source: RefSeq, a predicted model, not a curated record
ACUUGUUGCGCCGAGGCGCCACAAAAAAUCCAAAUAUCGCACAUCGCAUUUGCUAAAAGUGCGCAGAAACAAGCCCCUACGAGAUAACGCAUUUGGUUGGAUUGGUUACUAUCUUCGUCACGUCACAUGUAUGUUUCGGUCAGUCGACCAACAAAGCUGAAAGUGUGCGGAUCACUUCGGAAGAAGAGUUACAGAAGCACGAGGAAAUACAAUCCAUUAUCAGCAUUAGCAAUACAAACAGAUACGCAAAGCCUGAUACCUGCCCCCAACGAAGUUAAACUGCAUCAAUUGCUACCAUUUGAGUUGUUUGUUUCAUAUUGAAGAAUCCGAGUAGAGACUUUUGGGUAGUAAUCAGUUCCGACCUUGUGAAUAGCGUGAUCCACUCCAGACAGUCCAACAAAAUAUGACGUGAUAUUUGGAUUUCUUUAAUUCACCAAGUAACUGAUAAAGGACAGGAGAAUUUUGCUGAACUGAUAAGAACAAGCAUCACCAACCAGUAGGUAGACGGAAAUUCCACUCCAGAGCAGUUCAAUGAAAUUACGCUUAGCAACGGCGGUCGUAGUACACUGAUAUUGAUAUUUGUUUCCGCGGAAGUAAACUAGUAAAGUAACGAACAAACAGGCUAUUGGCCAACACGGAGAAACAAUGCACGGCGAUAGCAAAGCAGCAGGUUUUAAAACGGGAGUGAUUGAUUUCACUGCCGGUUCAUUGGGUGGCGUCGCGCUGGUCUACGUAAGCCAACCGAUGGAUACAGUUAAGGUGAAAAUGCAAACCUUUCCUCAUCUGUACAAAAACAUGAUCGAAUGUACCGUACGGACCUUCCAGCGGGACGGCGUCGUACGAGGACUAUACGCGGGGACAGUGCCUGCGAUAGUUGCCAAUGUGGCAGAAAAUUCAGUCCUGUUUGCAGCUUACGGUGCCUGCCAGAAGUUGGUUGCUGUGGUUGAACGGAAGCAGUCGGUUGCCGAGCUGACCAGCUUGGACAAUGCAGUUGCGGGCUUUCUGGCUGCAUUUUUCUCCUCAUUCACUCUGUGCCCGACAGAGUUAAUAAAAUGCAAACUGCAAGCCAUGCGCGAAGUGCAGCAAAAUAAUCUAAAACCGAACGAAAAAUUACCUCGAAUUUCUCCCUAUCAACUUACGCGACAAAUUCUGAAAUCCGAAGGAAUACCGGGAAUGUUUCGUGGUUUAGCACCAACAUUUGCCCGUGAGAUGCCUGGAUACUUCUUUUUCUUUGGAGGAUAUGAGGCAACUCGAGAGAUUCUAGCGAAACCGGGUCAAUCGAAGGAUGAUAUCGGUCCACUGAAAACAAUGGUGGCUGGAGCAAUUGGAGGAGUUGCACUGUGGACGUCAAUCUUCCCGGCCGACGUUAUCAAAAGUCGAAUACAGGUGCAGAGCUUAACGCUAAGCAUGACUCAGGUGGGAAUCGAAAUACUGCGGAAAGAAGGCAUCCUGGCACUGUAUAACGGAUUACAGCCGACCAUCGUACGAACCAUUCCUGCUACGGCAGUUCUUUUCGUCGUCUAUGAGUACACAAAACGGUUCAUGACCGAGCUGUUCGUUUAGAGGCUGUCAAUGAAGGCGAAAACGCUUUCAUUACUGAUUCUGCAUUUUCGUUAUUGUAUAUAGCUAUUAAGUAGCAAUAUAAAAUAUCUACCUCUUCUGAGUAACGUUGCAGUAGUUUGUGAA